UGAACCCUGAGGGCCUCUGCUUGGCCUGACCCUGCUCCAGGGGUUCUCUGUCCCCACUGACAGCAGAAAUGGCCAGUUUUUUGAGCUCUUCUCUGUCCAGCUGCCUCCCCUCACUCCUCCUCCUCCUCCUCCAACUGUCUUCCAGCUCUGCAGGACAGUUCAGAGUAAUAGGACCAGGGCACCCCAUCCGGGCGCUGGUGGGGGAUGAAGCAGAAUUGCCCUGUCGCAUAUCUCCAGGAAAGAAUGCUACAGGCAUGGAGGUGGGAUGGUACCGGUCCCCCUUCUCCAGGGUGGUCCACCUCUACCGAAAUGGCAAGGACCAAGAUGAAGAGCAGGCGCCUGAAUACCGGGGCCGCACGGAGCUGCUGAAAGAGACUAUUGGGGAGGGGAAGGUGACCCUCAGGAUCCGAAAUGUAAGGUUCGCAGAUGAAGGGGGUUUCACCUGCUUCUUCCGGGAUCAUUCUUACCAAGAGGAGGCAGCAGUGGAGUUGAAAGUGGAAGACCCCUUCUACUGGAUCAACCCUGGAGUGCUGGUGCUCAUUGCCGUGCUGCCUGUGCUCCUGCUGCAGAUCACUGUGGGCCUCGUCUUCCUCUGCCUGCAGCGCAGACUCAGAGGAAAACUUCGAGCAGAGAUAGAGAAUCUCCACCGGACUUUUGAUGCCCACUUCCUGAGGGUGCCCUGCUGGAAGAUAACCCUGUUUGUAAUCGUGCCGGUCCUCGGACCCCUGGUGGCCUUGAUCAUCUGCUACAACUGGCUACACCGCAGACUAGCAGGGCAAUUUCUUGAAGAGCUAAGAAACCCCUUCUGAAUGAUGUCGCAUCUUGGCAGGGGUGGAGAAGAGCCUUGUUGGUCCAAGGAUUGGUCCUCAGGGAUGUCGCAUCCAUCGAGUUGCACACUCACUGGCCUCUUCGCUCUGGGGACAUUUCAAUCUGCACUUUCAGGAGUGCUCUGAAUUCCAAAUAGGAUCAACUUCUCUUCUGUCAUCUGCCUUGUCUCUCCCUUUUCCCAGAUCCUUCCUUCCUCUGCCCCUUUAUGCUACCCACGUCUUUCUAUUCCUUAGUCUGUCUUCCAUCUGGAUGCCCCCUCUGGUUGCAGCCAGGCAGGUGCUCUACUCUCCAUCAGAGGGCAGCUGUGCUGCAGAGUAACACAGGCAAGAGGGUCUCUGCCAUGAACUGGAGACCAGGAACCUCCUCGUUGCAAAUUAUAGUAUGCCAGCUUUGCAAAUGGUGACUGUUUCUUCCAAGAUCUCAGCCCUGCUGGG
Molecule: messenger RNA, 1262 nt
Organism: Hippopotamus amphibius kiboko
Lineage: Eukaryota; Metazoa; Chordata; Mammalia; Artiodactyla; Hippopotamidae
Gene: MOG
Product: myelin oligodendrocyte glycoprotein
Exons: 8
Coding region: 69-809 (246 amino acids)
Biological process (GO): T cell receptor signaling pathway; regulation of cytokine production
Cellular component (GO): external side of plasma membrane
Molecular function (GO): signaling receptor binding
Source: RefSeq, a predicted model, not a curated record